Molecule: messenger RNA, 411 nt
Organism: Alternaria ethzedia
Lineage: Eukaryota; Fungi; Ascomycota; Dothideomycetes; Pleosporales; Pleosporaceae
Gene: RPL33A
Product: 60S ribosomal protein L33A
Exons: 3
Coding region: 1-411 (136 amino acids)
Biological process (GO): cytoplasmic translation; ribosomal large subunit biogenesis
Cellular component (GO): ribosome; cytosolic large ribosomal subunit
Molecular function (GO): structural constituent of ribosome
Source: RefSeq, a predicted model, not a curated record
AUGUUAGGUAAGCAGUCUACCGAGCGCACACCAAUCGACCAAAACUCACCUUCCGACGAUAAACAAACAAUUGUAAAAAUCGCGAUGUCUUCAGAAAAGAGCCACCGUCUAUACGUCAAAGCCCGCCAUGUCAGCUACCAGCGCGGCAAACGCAACACAAACCCCAACGUGAGCCUCCUCGCGCUUGAAGGCGUCGACAGCACGCAAGACGCGCAGUGGUAUCUCGGCAAGCGCGUCGCAUAUGUCUACCGCGUUGCCAGCAGCAAAGAAGAAGGUCCUCGUGUGAUCUGGGGCAAGAUCCGCAGGACACAUGGCAACUCUGGUGUUGUUCGCGCAUCUUUCCAGAACAACCUCCCGCCAAAGUCAUUUGGUGCGAGUCUUCGGGUUAUGAUGUAUCCUAGCUCGAUUUGA